Periophthalmus magnuspinnatus is the source of this 2615-nucleotide messenger RNA. RefSeq names its product chromosome transmission fidelity protein 18 homolog. The record is from RefSeq and is a predicted model, not a curated record. Gene Ontology annotation, molecular function: ATP hydrolysis activity; ATP binding. Bases 150 to 2615 code for a protein of 821 amino acids. The transcript is spliced from 19 exons. NCBI's taxonomy places the organism in Eukaryota, Metazoa, Chordata, Actinopteri, Gobiiformes, Gobiidae.
ACGCGCAUGACCCGGAAGUAAUACUUUCACAACAAAAAAUUACCGGGAAAGUGGCACAGAAGGAAGGUGCAGUGGUUAGGGCCCCAAACUGUAGAUUUUUGUUCUACUUUUUCCUCGGGUGGCUGUGUAAUUGAUUUGUUUAAGUCAUAAUGGAUGAAUACGACGAGAUGUUCGGGAUUGAAGAUGAGUUUGAGGCGCAGUUCGCGGAUGAGCUGGAAGUCAUGGCGGAGAUGGAGGAGGAAGAGACUUCAAACCAGGGUAAACAGAAGCCGAGGCAAGUGCGUGAAAGUGUCAGUUCAGAUAUUGCUCACCUGCUUGAUGAAGAGCCCAUCACUCCAAAAGCAAAGCGCCAAAAGCAGGACACGGUGGUCAAGAAACUGUUUGGUACAACACAGACUGAUGGCAUCACACCUCCAUCAUCUCCAGAGCAGUACACCACUUCCAGCUCCUCCAGGUUCAGACCAACAGCUUCUUCAUUGGACAUCAGUGGAUUUGAUCCUAUCCCGGAGACUCCCAUUCGCCUUACUGCAGUCCCGACACAAGGUUCAUCCAACGUCCUGAAGAGACCGCCUUUGGAGGGGGACUACGUCACUGUCACAGAUACUGUAGGCACCAGAGUCUACCUCCGGCAAAGAGAGGAAGCAGGGGAAAAAGUAGAAGAGUCCAGAAUAGUGCCUGAUGCCUUUGGUGCUCUAGGGCUACUGGCAGUGCCUAUCCGCGAGCUUAGAGAACAUGAAGCAGAAAAGCGUCAUCAGCAAAUAUUGGAGGAAUCCCAGCGUCUCACAGACCUGCUGGCCAGCAAUGUGAAUGAUGUGAACGACAUGUUUUUGGAGCAAGAGGACAAAGAAAAUCAACAGCUGGAGAAUUCUGAAGAGAUGUGUUCACGACUGUGGGUGGACAGAUUUUCUCCUCGGCACUACACCGAACUCCUCAGUGACGAUUUCACAAAUCGCUGCUUGCUCAAAUGGCUCAAAUCCUGGGACACUGUUGUAUUUGGAAGAGAGAGAAAAGCUCGCCCAGUCCACUCCCAACAGACUUCUAAACAGAUCUCAUUUAAACCCAAUCAACCCAACCAGAAUGCAAACCGCUUUAAAUCCAAAGUGGAAAUGACUGAGGAGCUGCUGGAGGCUGAGCUGGACCAGUACAAAAGACCCAAGUUUAAGGUGGCCUUGUUAUCAGGUCCUCCAGGCUUAGGCAAGACAACACUUGCACAUGUUAUUGCAAAACAUGCUGGGUACAAUGUAGUGGAAAUCAAUGCCAGUGAUGACCGCAGUGCUGAGGUCUUCCAGAAGCGCAUAGACACAGCCACUCAGAUGAAGUCUGUGUUAGGGGCCAAUGAGAGGCCCAAUUGUCUCGUUAUUGAUGAGAUCGAUGGGGCACCAGCUGCUGCCAUCAACAUCCUGUUAGCCACCAUUAACAGGAAAGAUGGACAGAAAGAAGGAGAGACGGCAAAGAAGAAGAAAAAGAAAGAGUCUAUACUGCUGAGACCCAUCAUCUGCAUUUGUAACGACCUCUAUGUUCCAGCUCUCAGACCUCUUAGGCAGCAGGCCUUCCUCCUGACUUUCCCUCAGACACAGCCCUCACGACUGGUCCAAAGAUUAGCAGAGAUUGCGGUGCAUCAGGGUAUGAAGGCAGACACUGGAACUCUGAUGUCUCUGUGUGAGAAGACUGACAAUGACAUCAGGUCGUGUAUUAAUACUCUUCAGUUCCUCUUUGGUCGUGGACACAAACAGUUGGACUCCAGAAUGAUACAGAGCAUUUCAGUGGGACAGAAAGACCAGAACAAGGGAUUAUUUCAUCUGUGGCAGGAGACUUUCCAGCUUCCACGAGUAAAACGAAAACGCAUUGGAGAGGGUUUUGAGGAGACUCCAGGAUUAGGAGGAGGCACUCAGAGGUUUCAGCACAUCCUGCAUCUGGCCUCUUCCAGCGGAGAGUAUGAUAAAGCUGCACAGGGACUAUAUGAGAACUACCUGUCGAUGCGAGUGCGAGACCCUAACCUCCACAAUGUGUGUGAGGCCCUGGAGUGGCUCUCCUUCUCCGACAGGCUUAACCAGGUCAUUCUGCACGGACAAAACUUCUCUCUCAUGAGAUACCUGCCCUUCCUGUCUGUCACCUUCCACUUCCUGUUCGCCCACAGUCAUGUGCCACGCCUCAGCUACCCGCACAGCCAACACGAGGCAAUGUCUCGUCUCCUCGGCAGUAAAAAUGCUUUGUCUACGAUGCUCUCUGAUAUCCCAGCAUCCAUCAGGACAAGGAUCAGCCAGCUCAAUCUUACACUGGAUAUUCUUUCCCUGCUGCUUGAGGUUAUCUGCCCCAAACUACGACCGGUUAAUCCACAGUUGUUCAGCAGCAGAGAGAAGGAACAGCUUAAGGAGCUCAUUGACACCAUGCUGGCCUACAACCUUUCAUACAGACAGGACAGAACACCAGAGGGACAGUACACAUACGUUCUGGAGCCGCGUGUGGAGGACGUGGUGAAGUUCCCGGGCCUGCCUCCCCGUCGACAGCUGACGUAUCAGGCGAAGCAGACAGUGAGCAGGGAGAUGGAGCAGGAGAAGAUGAGGAGGGCUGAGCAGCUGCUGCAGAGGAGGAACCCAUCACUGGUGAGACUGUGA